This is a messenger RNA of Nerophis lumbriciformis (worm pipefish), 2262 nucleotides long. The record is from RefSeq and is a predicted model, not a curated record. Lineage: Eukaryota; Metazoa; Chordata; Actinopteri; Syngnathiformes; Syngnathidae.
AUGAUCAAACACUGGAGUGCUACCUCAUUGUUGGCACUUGUACUGCUUUGCUGUUUCACUGGGACAAAGGUUGAAGCAAGGAAGAAGUCUUCCGGACGGCAUAGGGAUCUUCCAGAUCCACCCUACGAUCACCCUUAUGACCCACAACAUCCGCCAGAUCAAGAACAGAAGAAUCCUUCAAACCCUGAACCACCUUAUCCCCCUGACCAAGUCUUUCCACCUUAUGUAACUGUUCCUCCUCCAAACUCUCAAAACCCAAAUGUUCCACUACCAUGGCCAUUUCCUCCAUCUUCUCCAUCGCAAAAAUCUCAACCACCAAAAAAGACAUUAUUUGGAGAUGACCAGAAUCCACUUGUGGCAGGAGCCUUUUUACGAGUUCUCCAAUCUGACCAACCCAACCCAAAGUUUACACAAAACCCACCAAGGAGAUAUUUUUCAUCCUCACAUCACAAUGUGGACUCGACAUCAGACCACGAAGUGCAUUAUCCCAUGAAUUAUCACUCUGUCUUCUACCCUCCUCCAGGGUCAAAUCCACCAAACUCGAAACCAAUAAGGAUUCAUCAAAGGGAACCAUAUACAUACUACGAUGAUUUGCACAUGUUGCUGCGUGCUCCACAUGCGGGUCAAGAUCAUCAGCUACUCAGUGAUUCUUCAUCCCCUACAAAACCUGUGAACCAACCGCCUUCAUUUCCUGGAAUACCUGUGCCCCCAGUAUAUCAUUUAGCCCGUCAUCCUUCACACCACAAAAAAGAUGAGGACCAGUCAACGAGGAAUCCUUCAUUAUCCAGACCACCUGUUGUCUCUGUUCAUCACCAAACCAAUAAUCCUCCCUUCAACCAAUUACCUCCACCACCCAAGUACCCACCAAAGCACCCACCAAAGGAUCAUACAAACGAUGGCAAUCCAGCGGGAUCCAUCCACAAACAGAGAAUUCCUUUAUUAUCCUUAAACAAUUGGUUCAUAGAUCCAACUAGAAAACAUGUAGACCAAGAACAUCAGCAUCCUAUCCAUCAACAACAGUCAGUGCCCGGCGAUUCAGCAUCCCCUCGACUGAAUAUGGGCCUUUAUUAUUUUAAUACGAAAGGAAAAAGUGUGGAACCUCGAGGAUUUGCAGAUAAUCAAUAUUCCCAGAUACAUCAGGAACAGCACCCUGAGAAAAAGACGUCAGUCCCUUAUAAACCCAGUGUGAAACAGCCCAACCUUCAGACAUGUGACGUCCCGGAUUUCCAAAGAAUUCCAUGUGGAAGUUCUGACAUUUCUGCCUCUGCAUGUGAAGCCAUUAGCUGCUGCUACAGAAGUCACCAGUGCUACUUUGGGAAAAGUGUGACUGUCCAGUGCACCAGGGAUGCUCAGUUCAUUGUGGUAGUGGCCAGAGAUGCCACUCUACCCAACAUAGACAUAGAGACUAUCUCACUGUUGGCGGAUGGUCCAGGCUGCACACAGGUUGACUCCAAUUCCGCUUUUUCCAUCUUCCAGUUUCCUGUGACUGCAUGUGGAUCUGUUGUCAUGGAGGAUGGUGACAAAAUAAUCUAUGAGAAUAGGAUGACCUCCUCAUAUGAAGUUGCAGUGGGGCCUCUGGGGGUCAUUACCAGGGACAGCAGCUAUGAUUUACUCUUCCAGUGUAGAUACUCAGUCACGUCUGUUGAGACUGUGGUUACAGAAAUUAUACCAUUACAGGAUCCUCCUUUAUCUGUUGCUGCUCUGGGUCCCAUUCAUGUCCAGCUAAGGUUGGGGAAUGGACAAUGCCAUACAAAGGGUUGUAAUGAAGUGCAAGUGGCCUAUAGCUCCUAUUAUUCAGAUGGAGACUAUCCUGUGAGCAAGAUCUUGAGGGACAACGUUUUCGUGGAGGUUCGGCUCACGGACAGGACUGAUCCAAAUCUAGCACUGACCCUGAGUCGCUGUUGGACCACCACAAGUGCCAGUCCUCACAGUGUGCCUCAGUGGGACAUUCUGAUCAAUGGGUGUCCAAACAUUGAUGAUCGCUACAUAUCUCACCUGGUUCCUGUUGUUGGGGUGGACUUCCCAAGUCACUACAGGCGCUUCAUUUUCAAAAUGCUUACCUUCGUAGAUCCAAAUUCACUAAUACCCCAGAGUGAACAUGUGUACAUUCACUGUAGCACAUCUGUAUGCAAUGCAGCCUCAGGCCAUUCCUGUGAGCCUGUAUGCUACAGAAAAAAGAGAGAUGUGAUGUCUACAGAACAAACAAAGGUGCCAUCUAGGAUUGUGGUCUCAGCUGGACCUCUGGUUAUGAACAUACCUUGA